AUGGGUGUCCAAAAGAAGACUAGAAAAUAUGCGCAGAUGAAACUCGCCAUCAAGAAGCAUGAUGAACGUCUGAAGAACCCUCCGGCUGCCAUCCCUAAAGACAAGAAGAAGGAAGAGUCGACCAGACAAGUCGCCCAAGCACCAACCAACAUGUUCUUCGCUGCGAACACAGCCCUCGGACCUCCUUACCAUGUGCUCGUCGAUACCAACUUUGUCUCUCACACUAUUCGGGCGAAAUUGGAUAUGCUUCCUUCUAUGAUGGACUUGUUGUAUGCAAAGUGUAUCCCGUGCUUUACUGAUUGCACCAUUGCCGAACUUGAAAAGCUUGGUCCGAAGUACCGGUUGGCGUUGCGAGUGGCCAAGGACCCCCGGUGGACAAGGCUUCAAUGCGACCACAGCGGCACAUAUGCAGAUGACUGUAUUGUAGAUAGGAUAUCGAAGCACCGUAUCUAUACUGUCGGAACAAACGAUAAGGAGCUCACUCGCCGCAUCCGCAAGAUUCCUGGUGUGCCGAUUAUGAAGGUCGCAAGAGGCAAAUACACCAUCGAGAAACUGCCUGAUUCCUUCGACUAG
Messenger RNA from Aspergillus ruber CBS 135680, 573 nucleotides. RefSeq names its product rRNA-processing FCF1 family protein. The record is from RefSeq and is a predicted model, not a curated record. NCBI's taxonomy places the organism in Eukaryota, Fungi, Ascomycota, Eurotiomycetes, Eurotiales, Aspergillaceae. Bases 1 to 573 code for a protein of 190 amino acids. Gene Ontology annotation, cellular component: nucleolus; small-subunit processome. The transcript is spliced from 4 exons.